Gastrolobium bilobum is the source of this 377-nucleotide messenger RNA. RefSeq names its product heat stress transcription factor A-2b-like. Gene Ontology annotation, biological process: regulation of transcription by RNA polymerase II. Gene Ontology annotation, molecular function: DNA-binding transcription factor activity; RNA polymerase II cis-regulatory region sequence-specific DNA binding. Bases 36 to 287 code for a protein of 83 amino acids. NCBI's taxonomy places the organism in Eukaryota, Viridiplantae, Streptophyta, Magnoliopsida, Fabales, Fabaceae. Gene Ontology annotation, cellular component: nucleus. The transcript is spliced from 2 exons. The record is from RefSeq and is a predicted model, not a curated record.
UCUCAGUGUCUCAGUGAUGGUGAAAUCGAGCGAGAAUGCUUCUGCUUCAGGUUCAGGGUUUCAGGAAAGUUGAUACGGAUCGCUGGGAAUUUGCCAAUGACAACUUUGUUAGGGGUCAAAAGCAUUUGUUGAAGAAUAUACGUAGAAGGAAACAUCCUCACAUUGCAGAUCAACCAAAAGCCUUGCCGCAGCAAGGCAAUUGUGAUGAAUCAUCACAGGAAGCAACAAAUUAUGACCUUCAAUUUUGGGAAAGAGAUAUUUGGGAAAGAGAUAUUUGGGAAAGAUAGUACUAAUUAAGGAGAUAUUUAAAGAGAUAUUUGGUAAAGAUAGUACUAAUUAAAUCUUCAAUUUUGUAUUUCGGCAGAAGUAAAAAGUUU